ACCGGCGUCCCGCUGAGCUGGACUUGGCGCUGGGCCCGGGCGGCUGCCGGUCGCUUCCGUCUCUGGGUGUUCACGGCCUGGCUUAGUUCCUUUUCAGACCAUGGCAACCUAUCUGGAGUUUAUCCAGCAAAAUGAGGAGCAAGAUGGUGUUCGUUUCAGUUGGAAUGUGUGGCCAUCUAGUCGCCUUGAGGCCACAAGAAUGGUUGUCCCUCUGGCAUGUCUACUUACUCCCUUAAAAGAACGUCCAGAUUUACCUCCAGUACAAUAUGAACCUGUACUUUGUAGCAGGCCAACUUGUAAAGCAGUUCUCAAUCCACUUUGUCAGGUUGAUUAUCGAGCUAAGCUUUGGGCCUGUAAUUUCUGUUUUCAGAGAAAUCAGUUUCCUCCAGCAUAUGCAGGCAUAUCUGAGGUGAAUCAACCUGCAGAAUUGAUGCCCCAGUUUUCUACAAUUGAGUACAUAGUGCAGCGAGGGCCUCAGACACCCUUGAUUUUUCUCUAUGUUGUUGAUACAUGUCUGGAAGAAGAAGACCUUCAAGCUCUAAAAGAGUCUCUGCAGAUGUCCCUAAGUCUUCUUCCUCCAGAUGCUCUGGUGGGUCUAAUCACCUUUGGUAGAAUGGUGCAGGUUCAUGAGUUGAGCUGUGAAGGAAUCUCAAAAAGCUAUGUCUUUCGAGGGACCAAGGAUUUGACUGCAAAGCAAAUACAGGAUAUGUUAGGCCUUACCAAGCCAGCUAUGUCUGCUCAGCAAGCAAGAUCUGUUCAACCACAAGGACAACCUUUUAUAUCAAGCAGGUUUCUGCAGCCUGUUCAUAAGAUUGACAUGAACCUGACAGAUCUUCUUGGGGAAUUACAAAGGGACCCAUGGCCAGUAACUCAAGGAAAAAGACCCUUGCGAUCCACAGGUGUCGCUUUGUCCAUUGCUGUUGGCUUAUUGGAGGGCACUUUUCCAAAUACGGGAGCCAGAAUUAUGUUGUUUACUGGAGGCCCACCCACUCAAGGACCAGGCAUGGUAGUUGGAGAUGAAUUAAAGGUUCCCAUUCGUUCCUGGCAUGACAUAGAGAAAGACAAUGCACGUUUUAUGAAAAAGGCAACCAAACACUAUGAGAUGCUUGCUAAUCGUACCGCUACAAAUGGUCACUGCAUCGAUAUUUACGCCUGUGCCCUUGAUCAAACUGGUCUUCUGGAGAUGAAGUGUUGUGCAAAUCUUACUGGUGGUCAUAUGGUGAUGGGAGAUUCCUUCAACACAUCUCUCUUCAAGCAGACAUUCCAAAGGGUUUUUAGUAGAGACUUUAAUGGAGAUUUUCGAAUGGCAUUUGGUGCUACUUUGGAUGUUAAGACUUCUAGAGAACUGAAGAUUUCAGGAGCAAUUGGUCCAUGUAUAUCUCUAAAUGUGAAAGGGCCUUGUGUGUCAGAAAAUGAAUAUGGCAUUAGUGGUACUAGUCAAUGGAAAAUCUGUAGUCUGGAUCCCACAUCAACUCUUGCCAUCUACUUUGAAGUAGUUAAUCAGCACAAUGCACCAAUACCUCAAGGAGGCAGAGGAGCCAUUCAGUUUGUUACCCAGUAUCAGCAUUCCAGCACCCAGAGACGAAUCCGAGUGACCACAGUUGCCAGAAAUUGGGCAGAUGCACAGAAUCAGCUCCAGCAUAUAGAAGCUGCCUUUGACCAAGAAGCUGCUGCAGUAUUGAUGGCCCGGCUUGGAGUGUUCAGGGCUGAAUCAGAAGAGGGACCUGAUGUUCUCCGGUGGCUAGACAGACAACUAAUCAGACUGUGUCAGAAAUUUGGACAGUAUAACAAAGAGGACCCCAAUUCUUUUAGAUUGUCUGACUCAUUUUCUUUGUAUCCUCAGUUCAUGUUCCAUCUUCGAAGAUCUCCAUUUCUUCAAGUGUUUAAUAACAGUCCAGAUGAAUCAUCUUAUUACCGGCAUCAUUUUGCCAGACAAGACUUGACCCAGUCUCUCAUCAUGAUCCAGCCUAUUCUUUAUUCUUAUUCUUUCCAUGGUCCACCUGAGCCAGUACUUUUGGACAGCAGCAGCAUUUUAGCUGACAGAAUUCUACUGAUGGAUACCUUUUUCCAAAUUGUCAUCUAUCUUGGUGAGACCAUAGCCCAGUGGCGUAAAGCUGGCUAUCAAGACAUGCCUGAGUAUGAAAAUUUCAAGCAUCUUCUACAAGCUCCAUUGGAUGAUGCCCAGGAUAUCCUGCAAACUCGAUUCCCGAUGCCAAGAUACAUCAACACUGAACAUGGAGGUAGUCAAGCUCGGUUCCUCUUGUCCAAAGUGAAUCCAUCUCAGACACACAAUAAUUUGUAUGCUUGGGGACAGGAAUCUGGAGCUCCAAUAUUAACAGAUGAUGUUAGUCUACAAGUGUUCAUGGAUCAUUUGAAAAAGUUGGCAGUGUCAAGUGCCUCCUAAAUUGAGAAAGUAGCAGGAAUGUUCAAGAAAGAAGACAAUAACUAGACUAUGUUCAUAGCUAUUUGAAACAUUUACUACCUUCCUUUUACUUCAUUGUAAGAUUUUAAAAUGUUGUCAUGUACUCCAUACAUUCAAAAGCAGUUUUUUUACAUAGUUCUUUUGAUUUUUAA
Messenger RNA from Vombatus ursinus (common wombat), 2574 nucleotides. It is a transcript of the gene SEC23B, whose product is annotated as Sec23 homolog B, coat complex II component. Gene Ontology annotation, cellular component: COPII vesicle coat; endoplasmic reticulum exit site. The record is from RefSeq and is a predicted model, not a curated record. Lineage: Eukaryota; Metazoa; Chordata; Mammalia; Diprotodontia; Vombatidae. The transcript has 20 exons. Gene Ontology annotation, molecular function: zinc ion binding; GTPase activator activity. Gene Ontology annotation, biological process: COPII-coated vesicle cargo loading; intracellular protein transport; endoplasmic reticulum to Golgi vesicle-mediated transport. Bases 101 to 2404 code for a protein of 767 amino acids.